This is a messenger RNA of Solanum pennellii, 3292 nucleotides long. RefSeq names its product subtilisin-like protease SBT1.7. Gene Ontology annotation, molecular function: serine-type endopeptidase activity. Bases 625 to 2859 code for a protein of 744 amino acids. Gene Ontology annotation, biological process: proteolysis. The transcript has a single exon. Lineage: Eukaryota; Viridiplantae; Streptophyta; Magnoliopsida; Solanales; Solanaceae. The record is from RefSeq and is a predicted model, not a curated record.
UGAGCACUCUUCUUCUCAAAUCUCACCUUCUCUCACAUGAAACUAUUGUUUGGGGACCAAGAGUGCACCAAUUUUGCAAAUAUGGAGGACUAUUAGUGUUAUAUCAUGGAAGUCGAAGUCGAUCCGUUAAAGGAUAGUUUUAACAAGAAAAAGGUGUUAAUAACUUCUAGAAAAAGUUUGUCUAAGCAAAGUAACCUCUUUUUUUUUAUAAAAAAAGUUCUGAAUGGGAAAACUCAUCUUUAGUCAAAAUGUCAAUAGCCCAAUUGGUAGUUACUGUGAAAUUAAAUUAGGUCUUAGACCUAACUCACACUCCAAAAGAUAGCUCAAAGGAAGAAGGAUUGCCCAAACCUUAUAAGGAGUCCACCCAUCUCAUUAACUACCGAUGUGAGACUUUUAUCAUUCUUUAACAGUUAUACAUUUUAAUUGAAAAGAAGAUUGGGACAACCAUUACUAGGAAAGAAUAUCAAAAGGAGUGCUUUUGACUAAACAAUUCAACAAUCAUCCACUGCAGGACCAAACUACACUAUAUAUAAUAGUAGUACACAGAAGCAAAAAAAUCAAACUCCACUUUCCUAUGUGUACAUCACUAGUUCAUAGUUCCUUUCUCCCAACACAUUUGCAACAAUGAAAAUAUUUUUUGUUAUUUUUGCUACACUUGCUUGUCUUUCAUGGCAUAGUAUGCAGAGCGAUUUGGAGACGUACAUAGUUCAAGUUGAAUCUCCAGAAAGCCAAAUUUCUACUCAAUCGUCAAGAGUGGAUUUGGAGAGCUGGUACAAGUCUUUCUUGCCAAAGACCAUAGCUACCGCUGGCUCAGAUGAAAAGUCAUGGUUGAUAUAUUCAUAUCGGAAUGUGAUGAAAGGCUUUGCAGCAAGAUUAUCAGCUGAGCAGGUGAAGGAAAUGGAGAAGAAAUCAGGAUUUAUAUCUGCGUGGCCUCAGAGGAUAUUGUCUUUGCAUACUACACAUACUCCGAGUUUUCUUGGAUUGCAACAGAACGUUGGCUUGUGGAGGGAUUCCAACUAUGGUAAAGGCGUGAUCAUUGGUGUUUUAGACACCAGGAUUUCACCUGACCAUCCUUCAUUUAGCGAUGAAGGAAUGGCUCCUCCGCCUGCUAAAUGGAAGGGUAAGUGUGAAUCGAACUUCACAACAAAGUGCAACAACAAGCUCAUUGGUGCGAGGACAUUCCCAAUAAGCAGUGAUUCACCAAUUGAUGAGGAUGGACAUGGUACACAUACGGCCAGCACAUCUGCAGGAAGUUUUGUGAAAGGUGCAAAUGUGUAUGGGAACGCUGAAGGCACCGCGGUUGGGAUUGCCCCUCUUGCUCACCUGGCCAUUUAUAAGGUCUGCGAUUCAUCUGGUUGCGCAGACAGUGACAUUCUAGCUGCCAUGGAUGCAACUAUUGAUGAUGGAGUAGAUAUCCUGUCCCUUUCCCUUGGUGGUAGCAGCAUCCCAUUCUAUAAUGAUCCGACUGCACUCGGUGCCUAUAGUGCAGCACAAAGAGGUAUUCUUGUAAGUUGCUCUGCCAGUAAUAGUGGUCCAUAUGAUAGCACCUUAUCAAAUGAAGCUCCAUGGAUUCUGACAGUAGGUGCAAGCACUAUUGACAGGAAACUCAAGGCCACUGUUAAGCUCGGAAACCAACAAUUAUUCGAGGGCGAAACAACUUUUAGUCCAAAGGAUCACAAUUCAACAUUUUCACCUUUGUUUGAUCCUUCACUGAAUGCAACUGACUUUGAAAGACCUUAUUGUGGACCAGAUACUCUGAGUGACCCUGAAAUUAAAGGCAAAAUUGUUGUGUGCAAGGCAGGUGGUGGUAUUCCCAGGAUAGUAAAAGGAAAAACUGUAAAAGAUGCCGGAGGUGUUGGCAUGAUUAUCAUUAGUACCGCUGAUGAUGGUUUCACUAUACCUGCCGAUGCUCACGUCCUUCCGGCUCUGUAUAUUACCUACAAAGAUGGAAUGGAAAUUCUUGACUACAUGAACUCAACGUCAAAACCAAUUGCAAGAAUCGCAUUUCAAGGAACAAUAAUUGGGGAUAAACAUGCUCCGGUUGUUACUGCAUUUUCUUCUAGGGGACCAAGUAUAGCUAGUCCUGGAAUCUUGAAGCCUGAUAUAAUUGGUCCCGGUCUUAACAUUCUUGCUGCUUGGCCUACCUCCAUUGACAACAAAACAAACACAAAGUCUACCUUCAACAUUAUAUCGAGCACUUCCAUGUCUUGUCCACACCUCAGUGGAGUAGCAGCAUUGCUGAAAAGCACACACCCGGCUUGGUCCCCUGCAGCUAUCAAAUCAGCAAUCAUGACAACCGCUAACACGGUGAACCUUGCCAAUGAUCCCAUCUUAGAUGAGAGGCUCCUCCCAGCUAACAUCUUCGCGAUCGGUGCAGGACAUGUCAAUCCAUCGAGAGCUAAUGAUCCAGGACUAAUCUACGACACCGAAUUUAAGGACUACCUGCCUUACCUCUGCGGUUUGAAUUACACAAAUCGACAGGUUGGAAAUCUCCUGCAACGCAAAGUGGAAUGUAAGGAAGUGAAAAGCAUUCCUGAAGCACAAUUAAAUUAUCCUUCAUUCUCCAUCGCACUCGGAGAAAUUUCUCAGACUUGUACGAGAACAGUGACUAACGUCGGGGAAGCUAAAUCAUCUUACAGUGUGGAAAUAGCUUCCCCACCCGGAGUCUCUGUGAUUGUUAAUCCCUCUACUCUGGAAUUCUCCCAGUUGGACCAGAAGUUGAAAUACCAAGUGACAUUUACGAAAAGAGAUAAUAGCCCAAACAGUGGCAUUGCUCAAGGAUUCAUGAAAUGGAGUAGUAAGAAGUACUCAGUAAGAAGCCCAAUUGCAGUUGUGCUACAGCCUACAAUUGGUUUCUAGUUUUAUUUUCUUCUCAUUUUAGUAAUUGGAACAAUGUAUAACAAGCCUAUGUUAGUGGUUCCAAAAGGCCCAACAUCCGAAACAAUGAAUUGAGAUGUGUUUUGCUCUAAUACCAUGUUAAAGCAGACCAUAAAAAGAGAACAUGUCAUUUUUUCGGGGAAUCAUUUUCGUUUAAAUUUUCUUUUCUCUUCUCUCUAUUAGUUUGUUUCCCAACUUGUGUCCAGUCACUUCCAUACUCAAAGUCCGAACCCGAAACCUAUAGUUAUGAAUAAAGGAGUACUUCUCACUCCACCACGACCUUCAUUGGUUGUUCUCUUGUCUCUUUCAUUUCAUCUCUUUGUUUCCUGUGCUCAUCUUUCUGAGUAAUUGUUCUAUAAACAGAGUCCUUUUGUUGGAUGAAUUCUUAAUGUUAAAAGGUGAAUUAUUUACACAA